UUUAAAUCAGUCAAUAUUGUUACCGACUCCGCUUGCAGUCCAAAGGAUGCAUUCAAUUUAAUAAUAAUAUAAUUAUCUGCUCACUACUCGAUUAAACUUCCAUUUGUGUUCCUUUGUGUAGUUAUAAACCUUUAAACACUUUUAUGUGAUAUGUGAACGUAAAAAGGUACCCAAAUCAUAGGAUACUGUGAGCAAAAUAAGUGACAAAUAUGAGAAUAACUCACAAAUUGAUUGUACUUAAAUGUGAAGUGAAAGUUGUAAGAUAAAAUAGUGCAGAAAGUUGCUAUAGCUAAAGUGUAUCAUCUCGUGCUAUAGUAAAUAAUACCCCAGUAGUGCGUUGCUCGACUCAUGCGCAUCAAGUCUCCAAUUUUCCAAUUCCCCACAUGAACAAUACACAAUGUUGUUCUCACUGUGACACAGUCCUACUGUGGAUACCCAAGGCAGUGCGUAUAGAACUUAAGUGUGAACAAGUUAAAAUGGAUGUGGAAAUAGGAAAGGAUGAUAUCAGUUCUGAAGAUGGAAGACUUGUGGUGUUUGGUGAUUUGUGCUCGGAUGUACGAUAUGGAUUUAAAGGCCGGUUCCCCUGGCGACGGAAGACCAGCUAUGAAGACCAGGUGAUCCUGAACGCGGCGUGCGGGGCGCUCCGGCCCGGCCGCCUCACCUUCAUACUGGGGCCUUCGGGCGCCGGGAAGACUACGCUUAUGACUAUACUGGCUGGCAGGAAAAAGACAGGCGUGUCCGGGUGCCUCCUCGGGGUGGGUCGCGAGGCGGUGCUGGUGUCUCAGCAGGCCACGCUGCUGGACGUGCUCACUGGAAGGGAGACCCUGCAAUUUGCGGCCGCCCUAAAGCUGCCGGACUUGUCUAGACGGGAUCGGCUUUAUGCGGUAGAGAACGUGUCGAGACAGCUGGGUAUACAGGAUGCUCUCAACACGAAGGCGGGCGACAUGUCGGGGGGGGAGAGGAAACGACUCAACAUCGCGUGUGAGCUUCUUACUGACCCCAUGGUCAUGCUGCUGGAUGAACCCACCAGCGGCCUAGACUCAGUCUCUUCCAUGUCAGUCAUCCGCGCCCUGCACUCCGUCGCUCGCGGCGGCCGCACGGUGGCCUGCGUCGUCCACCAACCAGCGUCCAAGCUGUACUCCUCGGCUGAUGACGUCAUCCUGCUGGCCAAUGGCAGGACGUUAUACGCUGGAGCGGUGGAAGACGCGCCGGCCACGUUCCAGAGGGCAGGGUUCCAUUGCCCCCAGUAUUAUAAUAUGGCGGAUUUUAUUCUAGAAGUGGCGAGCGGCGAGCACGCGGGCAACCUGGCGCUGCUGGAGAAUGAAGCCAGAAGCUACGCGCACGAGAUGAGGAAGAUCGCCCAUAACGAAGUCAGCGGGAACAAUGGGAAACUGAUAGUCCCAGUGCCGGAAGCGGAAGCGCUCCUACAGAGCCCGAAGGCGGCGGCGGCGGCGGCAGCGUACCCGGCGGGAGUGUGGUUACAGCUGCGAGCGCUGCUGUGGCGGUGCAGCGUGGGGUCGCUGCGGGAUGUUUACUUGUCGCAGGCCCGUCUCGCAUGCCACCUGCUGGUAGCCCUGCUUCUCGGCGCGCUCUACGCCGGAGCUGGCGAGGACGGAGCCCGGGUCACCACCAACACGUCGUGCCUGUUCUUCUUCCUGCUGUUCCUCUUCUUCUCUAACGCCAUGCCUACUAUACAGACUUUUCCAGCGGAAGCGAGCGUGGUGGUGCAGGAGCAUCUGAACAGGUGGUACUCCCUCACUGCCUACUGCAUAUCCAAGAUUGUUUCUGAUCUGCCACUCCAGCUCCUUUGCGCCACAAUAUUCAUGGUCCCCGCCUGGGUGCUGACGUCACAGCCGUUUGAGCUCCACCGCAUGGCUCUGAUGUGGGCGGUGUCGAUCCUCAUCACGAUCCUGGCGCAGACCUCGGGCCUGGUGGUCGGAGCUGCUUGCGGGGUCAAGCUCGGUCUAUUCGUGGUGCCAGCGGCCAACAUCCCAAUGCUGAUGUUCUCGGAAUUCUUCAUCCCAUACAACGAAAUGCCAGUCUACCUCCGACCACUAGCCCACAUCUCUUACUUCCGCUACGCUUUCGACGCCGCCAUACAAACUGUGUAUGGCUUUAACCGAGAGACGCUACCGUGUUACCAACCGUAUUGCAUGUUCAAGCACCCAGAUAAAUUUCUGAAGCAUCUGGGUUUAAACACGCAAUUUCAGACGGAUAUUUAUGCUUUAUGUAUAUGGAUAGUACUGCUGCAGUUUGCUCUGAUGUGUGUGCUGACUUUCAGAAUACACAGGGCGUGUCGAUAAUACGGUGUUUUGUAUAUUGAGUUACAACAUCAAGUUGAUUUAUAUAAUUAAUUGCAAGUAUAGUAAAUUAAUUGUAAAAUAAAAUGACAAGCUUGUUUCUGUGAUACAGUGAAAUUAAUUAUAAUUAGUUAUUGCGAAUAAGCGAGUGACAAUACAAAUAAUAGUCUUUUUUACACAUCGUAUAACUAGCAGUAGGUACAUUUUAAUACGAAAAUAUCAUGACA
Plutella xylostella (diamondback moth) is the source of this 2527-nucleotide messenger RNA. The record is from RefSeq and is a predicted model, not a curated record. Lineage: Eukaryota; Metazoa; Arthropoda; Insecta; Lepidoptera; Plutellidae.